Messenger RNA from Clupea harengus (Atlantic herring), 2886 nucleotides. RefSeq names its product desmoglein-2-like. The record is from RefSeq and is a predicted model, not a curated record. The coding region runs from base 1 to 2871 and encodes 956 amino acids. Gene Ontology annotation, cellular component: plasma membrane; desmosome. Gene Ontology annotation, biological process: homophilic cell-cell adhesion. The transcript is spliced from 13 exons. NCBI's taxonomy places the organism in Eukaryota, Metazoa, Chordata, Actinopteri, Clupeiformes, Clupeidae. Gene Ontology annotation, molecular function: calcium ion binding.
AUGGUAGAGAGAACAUGGAUCAUUGCUCCCAGGAAACUAAUGGAAAAUGAUGACUAUACUAAGGAGGAUUACAUAGCAAAAAUACGCAGUGAUGAAGACGUCAAUGUACGAUACUCUCUCGUAGGCAAAGGAGCAUCUGAAGAGCCGUUCAACCUUUUCACAGUGAAUGAACGGACUGGCUUUGUCAGGAUCCAUGGCAUUCUUGACAGGGAGGAGACACCUUUUUACGACUUGAAGGGAGUGGCCAAGUUCACAAACAGCAGCCGUGCAGAGAAAGACAUUGAACUGAAAAUAGUAGUUCUAGACCAAAAUGAUUGUCCACCUGUGUUCUCUUUCGAAAUUACUAGGGAAGUCAGUGAAGCAAGUGCGACAGGUACCUAUGUGAUGAAAGUCAACGCCACAGAUGGAGACGAGCCCGGGACGCUUCACUCACAGAUAGCCUACAGUAUUGUUGCUGGAGGCGGUAGCAUGUUCUACAUCAACCAGAAAACAGGAGAGAUCCAUGUCAAACAGGAAACUCUAGACAGAGAGACCCUUGGCACUUACACUCUAACAAUCAAAGGAACUGAUAUGAACGGAAGUCCUGGAGGGCUCUCGGGAACUGGAAAAUUUGUUGUCAAGAUUCUGGAUGUAAAUGACAACAUUCCGACCCUGGAAAAUACCUAUUACGAGGCCAAAGUAAUGGAGAACACAUUCAACGUGACGGUGUUGAGGAUCAAAGCACUGGACGCUGAUUUAAUCCACACUGAUAACUGGCUGGCUCUCUUCACCAUUGUGUCUGGAAAUGAAGCAGGAUACUUUAGCAUCACCACAGACAGCAAGACAAACGAGGGCAUUCUGGUGCUGAACAAGGCCUUAGACUACGAGCAACUGAAAGAGCUCAACCUGCUAGUGGCUGUUUCCAACAAAGCAGAGUACCACUCCUCCAUCAUCACCUCCACCACCAAGACCAAGACUUACCCCAUCAAGAUUCAUGUCCAAAAUGAGCCAGAGGGCCCUCACUUCCAGCCUCUAGUCAAAGUGGUGCGUGUCUCAGAGGAUCACACCACCAUUAACCUAAAAGAGGUCAUCACUACCUACACGGCCAUUGAUAGUGACACGCUGCUGAUUGCCACCAAUGUCAUAUAUGCCAAAGGAGAAGAUAAGCAUAACUGGAUAACAAUAGAUCAACACACUGCUGAAAUCAGACUGAAUAAACUCCCAGACAGAGAAUCCCUCCACCUGGUUAAUGGGACCUACUAUGCCAAAAUCAUUUGUAUCACAACAGAUAUUCCAAGAAAAACAGCCACAGGAACCAUCGCUAUUCAAGUUGAGGACUUCAAUGACAAUUGCCCGACCCUUACCAGCACGAAUCAGACGGUGUGCUUUCAGGAUAAUGUGGUGUAUGUCACAGCCGUGGAUGGGGAUGCCUAUCCCAAUGGGGCACCAUUUGAAUUUAAAGUUGUGUCCAACACAAAAGAAGAGUGGUCUGUAGAGCGCCUGAAUGACAACACAGCCAUCUUACGACCAAAAGAGAGUCUGUGGCCAGGCAGGUACAAGGUCUUUAUGGUGAUCCAGGACCAGCAGGGAAAAGCCUGUGAUAAUGACCAGGUGUUAAAUCUGGAGGUGUGCAGUUGUACCAAGGACAACAAGUGCCCCCCACGGCUGGAUAGGAGACCUAGCGCCACCCUGGGACCAGCAGGCAUCCUAUUGAUGCUCCUGGGACUCCUACUGCUUUUCUUGCUGCUGCUGUUCUGCCUGUGUGGUGGUGCUGGAGACGUGGGCGGUUUUAAGCCCAUGCCCUGGGAAGCCAAACAGCACUUGGUCGAUUAUAACUGCGAGGGCCAAGGGGAAGAUAAGGUAUCAGUCGUGCGCAGUCUCACAAAAGCCAGCUGCGUGGAGGGGCUUGAAUCUGCAAAAGAAAACCUGCUCAUCUAUGAGUAUGAGGGCCAGGAGUCUCCGGUGGGCUCUGUGGGCUGCUGCAGUCUCCUCGAGGAAGACCACGACCAGGAGUUCCUCAAUGACCUGGGGCCUACAUUUAAGACUCUGGCUGGCAUCUGUGGUGGUGCGGCUUUUGAAUUUGAAUCUAGUAGGGUGAUGGUCCCAGCUCCUCAGCCAUCUGCGUCACAUGUGACAAACGUUUGUUCCAGUGGGGAGAUCUCACAGAGCAUCAGCGCAGCCAAAGCCGAUGCCAAAAGCUUGGCCACUUCCUCCACCAUGUUCCAGGAAAGCGUUUCCUCUACAACCUGCCAUGCAGCCACCAACAUGCAUCUUCAAGAGAAUAUAGUGGUCCCAACCCAGACACUACUUAUCCAGCAGCCAACUCUCUACUAUGCUGCUGCCCCACCUAUGUAUGUAGUGGACCCACAUCCCCAUCCCACCCUGCUUGUAGGUCCUACAGUCAAUGUGGGUGAAAACCUGGUCAUGGUAGAGAGACAAGCCACUACAGGUGGCUCUAUCCAGCUACAGGGGAUAAGGCAGGGUGUGGUUGGGCUUGAGAACCUCCAGGGAGGCCAGAGCUUGGUUCUGGUGGAAGGGAGGGCCUCUGCUGCUGGUGACCCUCACCAGAUUAUUGGCACGUUAGGUAGAAGGCAAGUGGUUGAGAUGCAACAAGGAAUGGGCAGCAGUUCUGUGAACCAAAUGGGCUAUGGUGUGACCUCUGGUAAUAUCUCACUGUCAGAGACAGCAGUAACUGCUGGAAGUGGAAGGCUACAGCAUGAAGGCAGUGGAGGUUUCAUUCAGGUUGUCCCAUCCCAAAGCCAUAUGAGUCAGAGUGUAGAAAUGAGAGGCCAAAGUGCGUCUUUAAAUGUUCCUCUCGAGACAAACAAAGUGUUUGUUCAGGAGAGGGUGUCGUUCACUGAGAGAAAUAUGCAAUCCAGUAGUAUUGCAUAAAAUGCUAAGACUUAA